AUGAUAGGAGAAGAUAACAACGCCGUUCCACAACUAUUUGUUCCAUUUUCGGGCCCAAAUCGAGGAUUUCCGAUGGAAGGACCGAACUACGAUUUUGCGGAUCACGGUCAUCUGGCUCCCCGUUUUUGCUAUAAUGAGCCAGAACCUACGGCAUUGGCUCCGGAUGCUCCACUUAACCACUCAGGUUUUCGGAUUGGUGCAGGAGGAGAAGAAAUCAUCAACGAGUUUUCCUACCCGCCGCAGGCGUACACACCUCAAGAAUUCCCCUCAAGUUCGAUUCUUCCGGAACUGAAUCGAAAAGCUCAUGAAACGAUUGAAAUGAGCUUUGAUCUAUGCAGAAAUAACUUGAAAAUGGCCCUCGAGCAAGUUUAUGGCCAAGAAAUUUCCCAACUGAAGAUCCAAAGGGAUUUAUUGGAGAAGCAAGUCGCAACAAAUAUGGAGAUGCGGCAAAACGAAGAGCAAUGGGGACAGAAGGAAAUUGAUAGAUUGAGAGCCCUAGAACGAACACUUUUGGACGAGAAGAACGCGCUGCAGACGAAGCACAUCGAUGCUCUACAAGCUCAGGAAAAAACAAUGCGGCAACAGUAUGAAGAACAAAUGAGAUCUCUGGAAAAAGAGUGGUCAGAGGAAUGCGAAAGGAAAGUUCGAGAAGUCCAAAAAUCCGAGGCAAACUUGAAACAAGAGCUACAAGAACAUAAAGAGAAGGCGAAACUCCGAGAGAAACGCUUGAAGGAUGUUUUGGGAAGAUCUGAGGCUGCCGCCAAGACUGCGGAGUUCCACCAUGGCGUCUGUGAAGAGAGAUUCCCGGAAUGGGGGCAUUCGUCUCAAUCCGUUUUGAAAGCGUGUGUGGGUGUGAAGACCGAGUUGGAAGAGAUGAUUGAGAAAUCGUCGAUAUAA
Messenger RNA from Caenorhabditis briggsae, 897 nucleotides. The transcript is spliced from 5 exons. Bases 1 to 897 code for a protein of 298 amino acids. Lineage: Eukaryota; Metazoa; Nematoda; Chromadorea; Rhabditida; Rhabditidae. The record is from RefSeq and is a predicted model, not a curated record.